UAACAUCACGAAUUGCUUCAAUACUUCACGUUUUCCCGUAGUAUGCAUACUUACUUUAUGCUGCCACGUCUGACUAAGGGCCAAAAAUACAACACGCAAUGAUCUUACUUGUUUUACCAGCUACCCGAUGACUAUUCCAACUGCUCACGUCGUGAUAUCUUAGUUUUGGCUGAAUACUACCUAAUAUUAUGACCAAAUUCUUUGCCUCUAUGGAACUCUCGCUCAUUGGAGUGGGUUAUAGAAGAGAGGAAUUAACUUAAUAACGAUCUUGAUUUCCGAGCACAUUUCUAUUCGAAGACAUACAACAUUUCUCACUUUCGACCAUUAGUUAUCCUCUACUUAGUUAUCCUCUACCUAACGAAUAAAAGCAACAUCCUAACUAUACUGACUAUAAGCCCUCACAUCGUCUUUCCCCCUCUGACAUCUUAAAGAUCGAUAACGGAGCACGAUGUCCUCCCACGACGGUUCCUCGACCGACUCUUCCACAUCCACCAACGAAAGCCAAAGCCAAAGCGGCAACACUUCAUCUAAUACCGGGUAUGGAAAUAGUAACACCUUUCAUGACUCCGCGGGAGAUGCUGACGAUGAGCAAUCGUCGUCCUCGUCGUCUUCCGAUAACAACGAGAUACUUUCUAACGACGACAGUCAAUGCUAUAGUACGUACAACUCCCCGAAACCCGACGAGGCGACCGGAGAGAUCAUCCAAUGCGCCGAAUGCCACUGCUGCCUGCGCGAAGGCCAGAGCCACACUUGCGAGCCGGAAGAGAAGGAUAAGUGUGCGAAAGCCUGAUUACAGGUACCUGUAGAGGUAUAUUGGUUUCCCUUUCGCGAUGAGCUAUAGAUAGGAAUCAAUGGGUCCAUAUACUGUUAAUAGGUGCCUGCCUGGUAUGGGAAGGUCAUCAGCUGGUCCGACUUCUGAACUGUUGAACAGGUAAUACCGCAAAUAGGUAAUAAAUCAUUAUAUCACUC
Daldinia caldariorum is the source of this 969-nucleotide messenger RNA. RefSeq lists its product as uncharacterized. The transcript has a single exon. The coding region runs from base 449 to 790 and encodes 113 amino acids. Lineage: Eukaryota; Fungi; Ascomycota; Sordariomycetes; Xylariales; Hypoxylaceae. The record is from RefSeq and is a predicted model, not a curated record.